AUGCCGGCCGUGAUACUCCUGCCCCGCCUCGCCCGGGAUGUCCCCGACAAGGGCCCCGGUCUGGAGGCCACCACCACCGCUCUCCUCGUGCUCGCCACCUUUUUCGUCUUCCUGCGCUUCGCCGCCCGCUUCAAGCGCGGCCUCACCUACGGCCCCGAUGACUGGCUCAUGGUCGUUGCUCUGCUCUUCUGCUUCGGUGCCGGAGGCAUCAACUAUGGCAUGAUAUACUGGGGCCUGGGCAAACACGCCACCGACUUGGACCCGAACAACAUCGUCAUGGUCCUGAAGCUCCUCGUCGCCUUCGAGUGCGUCUACUGCACCGGCGUCGGCCUCGUCAAGCUCUCGCUGCUGUUCAUGUACGCGCGCAUCUUCCCGCUCAAAGGCUUCCGCAUCGGCGCAUACCUGCUGGGCUUCGUCACCGUCGGCUGGGUCGUCGCCAUCAACUGCGUCAGCAUCUUCCAGUGCCACCCCAUCAAGAAGGCCUGGUACCCGCUGAUGGACGGCUCGUGCAUCAACCUCAAAGCCUCCUUCAUCGGCAACGCAGUGCCCAACAUCCUCACCGACGUCGCCAUCCUCAUCAUGCCCGUCGCCCAGGUCUGGAAGCUGCAGGUCACCAGCGCCCAGCGCGCCUCGCUGGUCUUCAUGUUCCUGCUCGGUGGAUUCGUGCUCUUCGCCAGCAUCUACCGCUUCACGACCAUUAUGCAGUUCCAAACGACAGACACAACCUGGACCCUCGCCACCGCCUGCACCUGGUGUGUCGUCGAAGUAGCCUCGGGGAUCAUCAGUGCCUGCCUACCCACCCUGCGCCCGCUGAUGCGUAUGGUCUCGUCCCAGUUCGGCGGCAGCAGCCGUGGGCGGUCGGGCAUGGGCAACACUGCGUCAGGCAACCCGUCGCGCAACACGGAGCUCAUCACCAUCGGUGGCACGGGCGCCAAGCGCAGCCAGACGGGCGAGCGGCACUUCAAACGGCUGGAGGACUCUUCGGUGACGGCCGUGACGGGCCCGGACAGCGACGACGGCAGCUUGCAAGGGGGCAAGACACACCACCAACACCGGUACGGCAACGAGACAACGGUGAGCCGGAGCUCGCAUUCGAACCACAAGCAGUAUAGCGACGACGGUGAGAUGGUGCACGGCGACGGCUCGAGUGACCAGUUGCCCUUGACCAGCAUCGUUGUCACCAAGGACGUGAGGUGGACGGAACGUAACAACUCGGCCGCGUCCGAAUGGCCGGGCCCAAGCGGCGAAGGCGGCCGACAUCACCAAGGUCAUUAUCCGGGACAGCAUCGGUAA
Diplodia corticola is the source of this 1293-nucleotide messenger RNA. RefSeq lists its product as uncharacterized. Lineage: Eukaryota; Fungi; Ascomycota; Dothideomycetes; Botryosphaeriales; Botryosphaeriaceae. The record is from RefSeq and is a predicted model, not a curated record. Bases 1 to 1293 code for a protein of 430 amino acids. The transcript is spliced from 5 exons.